Messenger RNA from Histoplasma capsulatum G186AR, 444 nucleotides. RefSeq lists its product as uncharacterized. The record is from RefSeq and is a predicted model, not a curated record. Bases 1 to 444 code for a protein of 147 amino acids. The transcript has 4 exons. Lineage: Eukaryota; Fungi; Ascomycota; Eurotiomycetes; Onygenales; Ajellomycetaceae.
AUGAGACUAGCAUUCGUCAUAUGGGACGUCCAACCACUUGCAGGACAUUUCCAACACAAAAAGAACAUCCUCGGCAUCCAGUCCAAGAGAUUUGCAGUACCUGCUCUCCGUAGUUACCGAGCCAAGCUUCUGGGAAACUCUCAGAUUCUGCUGCUGAAGGCAUUGGGAGAGAGCAGCCCCAAUUAUCGAAAAGUCGAAAACGCAAUUAGUCCCUGGUACUGUCAAAGUGUGUGUCAUUCCCAAAUAGCCGAGUGUCAGUUGAUGGGACCCCAUUGUAAUGUGGGCUCCUUCAUGCCAGUACAAAGAGAUAUGGCCCCAGUUUCGGGAGCGGAGAAGGCGAACCCGAUGAGCCAGCAAUGGAUCUCAAAAGAAAGGGGUUUGAAGCCAUAUGAGAAGACUAAAUCAAGAUAUAUCUAUACUUUCAUUGAUGCUGGGCUGACGUGA